AUUUACUUAUUUAUUUAUUGUAGGUGUAGUGUUAGAUGGUAGUUGGUUAUGUAUUUAUUGUAGGUGUAGUGUUAGAUGGUAGGGUAGUUGGUUAUGUAUUUAUUGUAGGUGUAGUGUUAGAAGGUAGGGUAGUUGGUUAUGUAUUUAUUGUAGGUGUAGUGUUAGAUGGUAGGGUAGUUGGUUAUGUAUUUAUUGUAGGUGUAGUGUUAGAUGGUAGGGUAGUUGGUUAUGUAUUUAUUGUAGGUGUAGGUGUAGUGUUAGAAGGUAGGGGAGUUGGUUAUGUAUUUAUUGUAGGUGUAGUGUUAGAUGGUAGGGUAGUUGGUUAUGUAUUUAUUGCAGGUGUAGUGUUAGAAGGUAGGGUAGUUGGUUAUGUAUUUAUUGUAGGUGUAGUGUUAGAUGGCAGGGUAGUUGGUUAUGUAUUUAUUGCAGGUGUAGUGUUAGAAGGUAGGGUAGUUGGUUAUGUAUUUAUUGUAGGUGUAGUGUUAGAUGGUAGGGUAGUUGGUUAUGUAUUUAUUGUAGGUGUAGUGUUAGAAGGUAGGGUAGUUGGUUAUGUAUUUAUUGUAGGUGUAGGUGUAGUGUUAGAAGGUAGGGGAGUUGUACUCCAGUCUUGUAGGUGGCGGUAAUUCAACAUUUAUUGGAUCCCAACCGCCGUUAAACGAAGAAGAAGAACAACAACAAGUCAAAAGAAAGGCCUGACGACAUGGGAACGUUUCAAGAGGACCGCUUGAACAUAAUUUUUGGGAAAAAACAAAUCGUUGCUGUGAGAGUUGUGUUGAGCGUCCCUGCUAACGCAAGUGCAGUGCAGACUGCUGUCAUCUUGACACACGGGGCUGGAGGGGACAUGAACUUAAAGCAUUUGGUUUCUCUUGCUCAUGUACUUGCGUCGAAUGGGCUGCUAUGUCUUCGCUUCACAUGUAAAGGAUUAAACCUGGUUUACAGAGUGAAGGCUUACAAUAGUGUUUGGGAACACUUGAAAUAUCUUAAGAAAUUCACAAUAAGACAAGUAUUCUUUGUUGGCCGUUCUAUGGGGGCUCGAGCUGCUUCUGCCCUGGCCAGGCAGCUCAGUGGUAGACCAGAGGAUGCAGUAGCUGGCCUAGUCUGUCUGUCCUUCCCCCUACACCCUCCAGGACAGACCCACACCCAUCGGCAGCGGAGUGAGGACCUCAGGGGUCUGCCUAAGGAGGUGCCUGUAUUGUUUCUGUCUGGCACUGCAGACAAUAUGUGUGAGAAGAUCCUUCUGGAGGAUGUUGUUAAAGAGAUGAAGUGUCCAACGACUGUUCACUGGAUUGAAGGAGGCAACCAUGGGCUUACAAUGAAGGGAAGGGCAGAGGAGUCUGUCCUGAAUGAAGUCAACUCAAAAGUCUUAUCAUGGAUUCUGGAACAUGAAGCUGAUUCUUGAUUCUAAAGUUGUUGUUGCUCCACACAUUCCGUAGUGUGUUAUCAUGCAUCAGUUUAUAUUAUGAAUGUGUUGUGCUUAUAAUGUAGAAUAAAUAUGUAUUUUUA
Messenger RNA from Salmo salar (Atlantic salmon), 1503 nucleotides. Its product is annotated as testis-expressed protein 30. The record is from RefSeq and is a predicted model, not a curated record. NCBI's taxonomy places the organism in Eukaryota, Metazoa, Chordata, Actinopteri, Salmoniformes, Salmonidae.